Colletotrichum godetiae is the source of this 933-nucleotide messenger RNA. RefSeq lists its product as uncharacterized. Lineage: Eukaryota; Fungi; Ascomycota; Sordariomycetes; Glomerellales; Glomerellaceae. The transcript is spliced from 3 exons. The record is from RefSeq and is a predicted model, not a curated record. The coding region runs from base 1 to 933 and encodes 310 amino acids.
AUGGCCGACCCCGACGAUCUUCGCAUCGCUGUAGGCAUCCCGUUGCCUGCCGAUGUCGACGAUGACUUUUUGGCCUUACGGCCGUCGACUCCUGAUCCUGACGAGCUUGUCACACUUAAAAGCAACGAAGAGGUCUUCACCUUCAGCAAGUCCACCCUGAUCAAAGACUCUGACUACUUCAGAGCAUGCCUCAAUAACUCCACCUUAGUCGAGGGGAGGACUUCCAUCAUCAAAUUCUACAACAUCGAAUCAGAGCUUCUCGAGGCUUAUCUCUGUAUCGUCGACAUCACAGCUGCGGGCGAAUCAAUCGACAUCGAGGAGUUCCUAGCCAGCAGCAACGGACCUAUGCAUGUGGAACUGAGCCAGUGUCUUCUGGAGUACUUGCAGAAGGGGGCAGUCACCAAGGAGGACAAGUCAUCAUCAGAGAGCAUCAAGUGGCUGUUCAACAUAUACAAGAACGCAUACAACACCUUGGAUUCCAGCAUCUCCGAUGAGGCCGAUCUUCAAUUCCAGAUUGUCGCAACCUGCUGUCUCCGAACUGACAUGGAUGAAACCUACGCCCUUGCCCGCAUUUCUUCUGAAAGCGACGCUUUUCUGGUAGCCAUGUUCAGAGCCGCAACCCAGCGCGUUAAUACUCUUCUGAAGCAGACCAAAUCUCUCGGCGCGAAGGUGAAGCGUCUCGAGAGGGAGAUCCGCAUCUUAAUCGAUCCAAGAGACUCGGAGGCGCAUCGCGACGAGCUGGCAAACUACGUGAGAGAUGGCUAUGACUCUUUCGAUGGCUAUACCGAUUCUUACCUAGAUGCUUGGUUCGUCGCACAUGGGGGUCCCUCAAAUUUUCAGCUCCCCAUUGCCAUAAUCAAUAUAAUGCCGGUAAGACACUUGAGCAGGACUUCCAAGCAGACCAAUGGUAUUCUGAGAAUUCAUGAUGCAUAG